AUGCCUGUCAACCCCAACGCGCCUAAGGUGUCUUGGAGUGAGAUAGCCAAGGGCUAUUUCCAACGACCUAUUGGCGAAAAUGAGCAACUCGUCAAGAUUGUCGGGGAUACCGGUGCUCCCAUUCGACGCGAGCACUGGGCAAUCAACACAGAAGUCUCCUUUCGUCACACGGCAUCGACAUCCCAAGAGCAAUUCAUAGCGCAACUGAAAGAUGCUUGGCAGACGCUUCGAUUCCACCAUCCGGCUAUUGCAGCGAUUGCGGGAGCUCAGUAUAUCGGAUACACCGUGCCCGACGCAAAUGCAUUGCAGCAGUGGUAAUCUGAGACAUUUUUCGUUCAGAAAGGUGUGAGUCCGGCUGAUGUUGCUGCCGGCCAUCAGCCUACUCCAUAUGCCAUCCUCCAUUAUUUUCCGGAAAAGAGCAAGAUCUUGCUCCACAGCUCUCACUGGCGUUUGGAUGGAAUUGGUGUAAUGCAACUUCUGGAUCACUUACUUCAGCUUGCUGGCUCGGAGAAACCGUUGCCAGACCCGAGUGACCUGGCAUGGGGAGAGGAGCCAUCACGUCUAACAAUAGCUGCAGAAGACGCAACGGGUUCACCGAGGGAAGCGACUGAAGGUAUCAAAGCGGUAGCAAGCAAGUAUGUCAAGUCCUCCGUGGAAGCGACGGGCGGUGUGGGCGUCGAAUGCCUAGCGGCCAAGGAGACCGUCCCUGCUGGAACACGUACGGUUGGCUUUGCCUUCUCGAAAACCAACACCAAAGCCAUCAUAGCCGCAUGCAAGACUCGCCAGAUCAGCGUGACUUCGGCAGUGCACGCCUCGAUUGCAGCAACAAACUGGGCCUUCGCACCUUCAGACGGAAAGUCAAGACACUACACCAGCACCAUCCGGAUUGGUCUGCGUCCUUACUUACCCGAACCGUAUUGCACGUCUGCGUACGCCGCCGCAAACUACUCCACAGGCUAUUCAGUAGCCCUGCAAGCCGGCAAAGGCUUCGAAACAAAUUCGCAAGCAGUCAACAAAAUGUACCGCGCAGGCCUCAGCGACGAUUUCCUACACGUCCUGCGACAGUACUUCAUCAACAUUCAGAAACUCGUCAAGCAGACUCCCCCGUGGGAAGACUCUCCGCCGCUCUCGAGCGAUGUGGAUAUUAGCAGUAUCGGAGUGCUUGACGGAAAACUCCUGGCCCAUCGCCAUGGAAAUAUCGAGAUUGAAAGCGUGAUGCUGCAGACGGAGGUCCUGACUCGGCAGAUGGGAUGUUUUGUCUGGACGUUUAGAGGGAAGUUGAAUCUGAAUUUGGCGUAUAAUGAAGCCUUCUAUGGGCGCGAUGUGCCUGAGAACUUUUUGGAGAAAUUGAAAGGCACGCUUUUGGGCGAGCUCGGGGUGAAAGAGUAG
Lecanosticta acicola is the source of this 1389-nucleotide messenger RNA. The record is from the annotation of a GenBank genome assembly. Lineage: Eukaryota; Fungi; Ascomycota; Dothideomycetes; Mycosphaerellales; Mycosphaerellaceae.